AUGGGCGGAGAGGCUUUUGUGGUGGUGCUGCUCAAGCCGGAGAUCGCGACGGGCUACUUCAAGUUCUCUACAGGUGGCGGCGUCGACCAACUGGACGAUGGUGACGACGCCACGCCAUCUGCAUCUGCAUCUGUAGCGUCGUCCAUCCCGGGAGUCUCAGCAGUCGAAGCUGCGUUCUUGCUGCCAAAUGGUCACAUCAUCCCCAGCGUUAUCGCUCGCAUCAAGGACAAGGGCUUCGAGAUCCUCCAGCGGCGAAUGAUUCAAUUGACCCGCACGGAGGCGAGACACCUCUUCUCCUUUGAGCUACACCACCGGUACGGCGACGACGAGCAGACUUAUGCCGCCUUCCUGGCUGCCAUUACAAGCGGACCCAGUCUCGCGCUGCUGCUCAAGCUACCGGCAGCGCUAGCGUUGGGCGACGCCAACGCCGGGAUCAAGAAGUGGGUCGAGCUCGCGGGCGAUUGGGACCCGGUGGCGGCUCGCAAGAAGGCGCUCGCAGCGUCGAUACCCCAUGAUCAGUGGCCUCUUCGAGCUUUAUGUGGUCUUAACACGGUCCAGAACGGCAUCUCCAGCAGUCCACACGCGUGCUGUUCACGUCGAGAGAGGUUCUUCUUGUUCCCGCCGUCAGCACCGCAGUUGGAGCGAGCUACCAUCGUGCUACUGCCCUCGUUCCAGUUGAAUUUUCCCGACGGCAAGGAGAUUCUGCUGUCAAUUAUCGGCAAGGAGUGUCGAGCGAUCAUCGUGGAGAAUACACAGGGAUGCACUCUUUCAGGCGACGAAGCCAUCGCUCUUUGUGGGCUUCCACGUGCUGAUGAUGAAGGGCCACUGCGUCAGGUGUGUGACGGUGUGAUCCAGCUUAUGGACGAAGUUGUAGGCGACAAAGGCGUCGAGGUCAUUGUUAUCGAAGGUCUCGAUUUGAGCUUCACACUUCGCUCCGCGUUGGGUCCAGCGAACGUGGAGAUGGCCAAGCUCUACUUCCCAGACUCCGUCCGAGGUCAGGUCCCCUCCAAGCUGCGGACAGUAGAGCUCCCAAAAGGACUUUUCCCCAACGAGACUGCGGACGACGAUACUUUAGGCUUCGAAAGCGGUUUAUUCCUCUCCUUCGACUCAAAGUUGAGUAUCAGCAGCGAGUCUCGUGAGGUUUCCGUUGGUGGUUCGCAGAGGGGGACUCCAAUCAAGUCCACGCUGGGUCUCAUCAAGCCGAAUGCCGCCUGCAACCCGGAGAUCGUGGCUGAAAUCCUGCGCAUGAUCAGCUUGUUCGGGUUCACAGUGGAGCGUCAACGCCGCUUGCUGCUCUCUCGCGAUCAAGCUGGCGCGUUUUACGCUGAGCACCGCGGGAAGCCCUUCUUCGAGACGCUGUUGGGCUUCAUGACCAGCGGGGAGAUCGUAGCUCUGCACUUGUCGCGUCCACACGCGAUCAAAGCCUGGCGAGCGCUGAUGGGGCCUACGAACAGCAUCAAAGCUCGGGAGACGGAUCCAUGGUCGUUGAGGGCUCGUUUCGGAGUGGAUGGCACGAGAAACGCUACCCACGGCAGCGACGCUACUGCGAGUGCAGCACGCGAGCUGUACUUCUUCUUCGGUAGUGCCGUAUCGGCGUCAUCAGCUGCAAACAAAACCCUGUCAAGUGCUCAAACUCUGGCUCGGAGACCGAUGGUGCUGUCGGGAUUGGCUGAGAGCAGUGUUGAAAAGGUCUUGACUCAAGGAUUGAAGGAACUAGUGGAGAAGAAGCUGACGGAUCCCCUGGAAGCCUGUCGAUGGCUUGGUGAGUGGCUUGUGACGUAUCGAUCGCGUGGAUUGGAGGAGGGGUCAGAAGUAUACGACGAACCUCACACCCAAACACGCGCUACCAAACCUCUGGCCAACUCUAAGAGUGAACCCAAGGAGAAAACGAACCUGAAAACCCGCAAGAUUGUCGCGAUCACUCUGGACGCUACGAUUAACAAUACCUUGCGCUCUGCCGUUUUCGAUAUCCUUCAAGAACGGCUGAAGGAUGCUCGCUACCAGCUCGUUGACGUCGCCAGUGAGAUGAAGAAGCACACGGCAUUGAGUACUGCCGUUGGUAGCCUCGUAAAAACUCUGAAGGAGUGCGGUCGCCGUCGUUGCGUGUUGUUUGGGUGUGACGAGUUCACCAACUCGUCGGUGUUCCAUCGCGAAUUCAAGGCCCAAGCCCCAGUCGACUGGCAGAUUAACUACUUCGUUCACUUGGAGACGCAACAGUCGAAUGGCAAGAGUUCGAGUGGGAUGAAGCGUUCGCCUUCAUUUGACAUACCAACCCUGCACUUCACCCUGCCUUCGACAUCGGCGAGUAACCCGCAGCACCUUCACCAGACUGGAGCUCUCCACGGACUGUUUCAAACUGUAUUCGACCCCAACGUCGUAAUCGUUGCAGACCCGAAGAAGCUUGUGCCCGUGGAUGUCUGGACGGAGGUGGCUGCGAGUUUUGGAUUUCAUCUACUCACCUUCGACGCAUUUAUCGCCAUCAUGAAAAGUUCGAGCGACGACUCGGAUGAAACCCGCCUGAUGCUUCAAUUGGUGCGUUCUGGGUCCACCAUUCCACCAAGUCUACUCCUCACGCUACUGCGACGCGUGCUACUCGGUUCUCACCCUGGCACCAACACUUUAACUCAAAAGUUCGUGCUGCACGGCUUCCCAUGGUCCGAGAUCCAAGCGGCGGAGCUGGAGCAGGCGAUUGGAAGUCCUCAAAGUGUUUUGGUGGUCGAAAGCUGCAACCAGAAGGAGAAGAAGAGCCCAACACCAGAAUUUCCCGCAUGGAUAAACGCGUUCCAGAAGCGAGGGAUCGCCACACAAGUCUGGAUUGACUCAACGGUUCGUGUUGAUCGUAACGCGCUGUGCUCUGCACUGCACGCGGCGCCGCUGGCUCCGGUGAUCGGCUGCUUUUUGGGCGAAUGCAGGGACGACGGGCAACUCGAGUCACUGCAAGCCGUUGCCAAGUCGCAAGGAUUUAUCUGGGUCGAGUGCGCUCUGUCUGGUGGUGCUUCAACUGCGCAAAAGCUGCGCGAGUUCUUGCUGCGCGCUCACGCCGGACGAGAGAAGCUCCUCUUGUACGGCUAUCCACGCACUGCAGCUCAAGCCGCAGAUCUGAUAAAGCUCGUGCAGUUUGCGAUCCUCGACUCGUCUUCAGCUUCGCCUGUCGCACCCGACCUCGUUGCAGUCUUCGACGCCCAACCAAAAAUUAUGCAGCUGGACCUGACCAGCUCGCCGACAGCCUCAGCCUCAAUCCAAAGUUUGGCAGCAAAACUGCGAUCAACCUUCUUCCGCAAGCAAAUUGUGGCGGUAACAGGUAGUGUCGGCGCGCUGGACCUGCGACAGCUUCGCGCUGUUGUUGCUCCGCUGGGCUACGGCGUCAUUCAGCUCCAACAAAAUGACAACGACGAGUGCGAGCUCAUCCACGAGCUUGAACGCCGUGUUCAGGCUGUCCAGAGCCCGCGCUGUCUGGUCGUGAGAGCGCCUGAGACACCAAGCUUUUACCACGCGCUGGAAGCGCAUAUUGGACGCGCCAUGCUGAAGAUCCUCAUCUUGCAGCACGUCCCAGUGCGCGCGCGGGCUCCGGAUGCGACGGACGAUGUGGACUCGGAGGAUUAUUCCGAUGAAGAGCAGGGCCACGUCCAAGUACUCGAGGAAAACACCGGCAGCGACGGCGAAGAUUCUACCGCUCUACCUUCGAGAGGUGGGGUGAAGUGGAAAAAGGUGAUGAAGGCGUUGAGUCCGCCGCUCUCUCAGCUACUUCAGACAUUCGCGACGUCGUCCACGUCUUCGAUUUCACUUGAAGUUGUGGGAUUCCUCGAAAACACGCCUUACGGCUCUUCCCGAGUAAUUCAGGACUUGGUGACUCGCCUGCGUCCGCGCUUGUUUGGAGUGGUGGGGCACCCGUACUCGUUCUACCAGACAGCGGCGCGCGGCUUCUGUCGUCGAAACUUGGUCGGAUUCGUCGAUCUCCGCCACGUUUCGAGCAGUUCGCAGGCGCUUGAAAUCCUCGAGACGGUGAUUGCAUCCUCGAGCCACAGUGUCUACUGCCUUGACGGCUUCCCUUGUUCGUCCCAUCCAGAUGACGCUGCCCCAUCCAAGUCAAGUUCUUCGCCACCUCGUUACGUGGCUCAGCAACUCUGGGAAUUGGAUCGUCGACUGGGGUCCUUCUCGACGCUCGUGCACUUCACCACGGCGCUGGAGGUGCUGGAGGAGCGCACGCCCGACCAAGUCACGCGGCGCAUGCUCGAUGUGGCUCAGGACGACCUGGAACUCGCGUCCGCGGACCUGCUGGGCUGGUUAUCGACUGGCAAAAAUCGUCGCCACAUGAUUAGUGAGGUGACGUGUGACCGCACGCUGGAGGACGCUCAGGAAGAGCUCGACUUGGUGCUGCAGCGAGCGUUAUUACGUCCUGUUAGACCGGCAGUCAAGCAAACAGGCGGAUAA
Phytophthora sojae is the source of this 4431-nucleotide messenger RNA. RefSeq lists its product as hypothetical. The coding region runs from base 1 to 4431 and encodes 1476 amino acids. Lineage: Eukaryota; Oomycota; Peronosporomycetes; Peronosporales; Peronosporaceae. Gene Ontology annotation, molecular function: nucleoside diphosphate kinase activity. The record is from RefSeq and is a predicted model, not a curated record. Gene Ontology annotation, biological process: GTP biosynthetic process; UTP biosynthetic process; CTP biosynthetic process. The transcript has a single exon.